Brugia malayi is the source of this 1725-nucleotide messenger RNA. It is a transcript of the gene Bma-prk-1, whose product is annotated as Protein kinase domain containing protein. Gene Ontology annotation, molecular function: ATP binding; protein serine/threonine kinase activity. NCBI's taxonomy places the organism in Eukaryota, Metazoa, Nematoda, Chromadorea, Rhabditida, Onchocercidae. Gene Ontology annotation, biological process: protein autophosphorylation. The record is from RefSeq and is a predicted model, not a curated record. The transcript has 10 exons. Gene Ontology annotation, cellular component: cytoplasm. Bases 1 to 1725 code for a protein of 574 amino acids.
AUGUUGUGCCGCAGAUUACAAGAUCUAACUUAUUGUAUAUCAUAUAAUGUCAAUUUUUUAAACGAUAAAGCACACGGAGCAAAGCAAUUCCGGAAGAGGUACACAGUGCUGGAGGAGCUUGGCCGGGGUGGAUUUGGGAUUGUUUACAAAGCGGAACGUAAUGAAGAUAACGCUGCAGUGGCUGUUAAAUUCAUUGAACAUAAACGAGUUAGAGAAUGGACUAUGAAAUGUAAGCAGUUAAUUCCAACAGAAAUUUGCUUACUGGAUAUGUGUCGUAGUGUCCCGGGCGUAGUUCAGCUAAUUGAUUGGUUUGCCAAUUCGAAAGGAUUUCUGGUAGUAAUGGAGCGGCCGGAACAGUGUUUGGAUUUGUUCGAUCUAAUUUCAGUUUAUGGUUAUUUGGAUGAAGAUAUUGCACGAUCGAUAUUUGUGCAGAUAUUGAAUACAACUUGCUUGUUAUAUAACACAUAUGGUAUUUUCCAUCGAGAUAUCAAAGAUGAGAAUAUAAUCAUUAAUAUGGAUACGGGCGAAGCGAUCUUGGUUGAUUUUGGUGCCGCAGCACUCAUUUCUGAGGCGUGCAUCAAAGAAUUUCAAGGUACACGUUCGUACUGUCCACCAGAAUGGUUCAAACGCUUAGCAUAUAAGCCAUUAGAAGCAACUGUAUGGUCUCUAGGUAUAGUCCUGUACGUUAUGGUUUCUGGUUGUUUGCCUUUUCAGAAUGAAAUACAAAUUUGCUUAGGCAGAUUUACCAUUCCAAAGCAUAUCUCAAAAGAUUGUGAAAAUUUGCUGCGUCAAUGUCUUGCAGUCACACCGUCCAGACGACCGGAAUUGCUGGAAAUUUUCAAGCAUCGAUGGUUGAAUCAACCUAUUGUUGUGCAUUCGGAAUCAUUCAAGGUCGUACUUCAACGACAUUUUCAAAAGAAGAAAGAAGCACAAGGUCGAUAUAAGCUACAACAGUGUGGAAUUCAAGAAAAUAGCAAGAAGAGCGCUAUUGCCGACGAAAGUGCUAACACAAACGAGUUCAUUACAAAGAAAAACGCUUUUACAAGUUGCGACAUUUCGGUUGACGACAAUCUCUCCGCCAUAUCAAUGCUAUCUCAUACCAACAGCGCUUUCAAUUCCAACUUAUUGAAAAAGCACCGCCACCAUUCAAGUUAUGAUAAUGUUGUGAUGAAUAUACGAACAGAUAUGUUCACUUCACGAAAUUGUUAUGAAGAUGAUAAUAAUGUGUUAAUACGUCCAAGUUCUAUUGCGGAGGAAUCAGAAUACAGUGAUUCUCCAUUUUGCUCAGCUUAUGAAUCGAUUUCCAUGAUUAGCACUGAUCCACAGAAUUCCGAAUCAUAUGUCACUGCUUUAGAGGUUGACAGAGAAUGUUCUUUCCAAAGAUCGAAAGAAGCUACUGCAAUUGAACAUUUUAAUAACUCCUUUCGUGAUAAUAGUAAUGCUAACAAUCACCGCAAGGAAGAAGUGGUGCAAGCAAACUGUCCAGACAGGCCUGUGGAGAAUAUCUAUCCACAGAAAGUAAUGAAUUCUAGGCUUGUAGCAAAGCAUUGGCUUCAGAAUGUAGCAAUAAGAUCUAAAUAUGGAUCUCUAAAGUUGCAAAAGCCUUCAAUUUGUCAGGAAAAAGGGGAACUGCAAAAAGAAGCAAAUGCUAGCAGUAAUUUAUUAAGGAUAUUUAAUAUUGAUUCACGGCGAUCCUCAAAUCCUAGUAUUUUCCAAAUAAAUUAA